GGAAAACUGUUGAGUCAGUGAGUCGAUCGGCGGCCUGUCUCCCGCGCUCAGCUGAUCCCCGUUUCCGCGCCCGCGAAAAACAGUCAACAUUGAGACGAACCGAUUGUUUUGUUUCCGUGCCCGGCAUCGCUUCUGGUCCUCGCUUACGCGACAGUUUUCGAUUUUGAAUCAGUCUCUCUAAUCAGUGCGCCCAUCAGUCAAUCUUGUUCGCUCGUCAUCGUUGCGGCUGAAGUGUGGUUUUUUUCUUUCGAACGCAUGAAGUGCGCGAGGUUACGGAACUGAAGUGACAAAAACACGAAAAGCACAAUUUUUAAACGAUCUGUGCCCCGCAGUUUGAGGAAGUUCGUCAUUCGUCUGCGUAAUUUUUAGAAUAUUUUAAGUGACUGAAUUGAUUGAUUCUCAUUGUGCGAAAUAGAAAGUGAAUGACAAUUUUAAAACGUCGCGGUCAUGAUGCGUGAUUUUUCUGUGCCGUCCAAAAAAGUUUAUGUGUGACUGGUGGAACGUACCCACUCCUUUUGGAGGGCUUAAUCUUAAUCUGAUGAGUAAUUCAUCGGUGAAAUGAUUCUACGCAAUUUGUGUCAACGAACGCUGCCGCUCGGAACUUUGCAACUACAGGAACAUCGUACAGUUUGCUGAGGAGAACCUGCGGAAAUUGCAGAAAAAGACGAAUCAUAAAAUUGAAUUUUCUGUUGGCGUUAAAUCAAAGGCGGAGGGAAAGGAUGACGGUAAUCAGCAAGCUGGAGUUCGAGGCGGCGAUGGCCGGGCGCACUUGUGCUGACGUCAUGCACCCCUGGCACCCUCAGUGCGGCCCCGCGGCUCGCAUGAUCUUCGCCUCCACCGCCAUCGGCUUCAACAAGUUCAUGCUCGGCCUCUAUCUCCUCGACGUCCUUCUAAAAUUGACGAGAGAAAAAGAACUAACGAAGGAGGAGAUUAUGUUCAUCAUAAAAAGUUAUCUACGAACAGGCGUAGCUGCCCUAUGGAUAGCAACCACGUUCCUUGCAUCAAACUGCAUCUUCAGGCGUUGGAUGCCCUUCAACUACUACACAACCGUAAGCGUGCCAGCUUUUAUUGGAGGACUGGGAAUAUCAUUCGAAUCCAAGCAGCGGAUCGAAUUCAUUCUGUAUACUUGGUUGAACAUGCUCGUGGAAACAACAUUUAACCAUUUAGAGUACCUGAAAAUUUGGAGAGUAAAUGCAGUAAGUGGCACAGCUUUAUUCAUGUUAGCCAACGGUCUGGUUAUGUAUGAAAUCAGGAGGUUAAAGUUGCAAGGUCGAACACCCACAUUUUACUGGUUUUUUUCACCUCCGUCUGUGCGGAAUCAACAGGACAUUCAAAACAAUAACAGCAGCAGCACCACCAACAAUAACUAUAACUACAACAACAAUAAAGGAGAUAGCGUAAAAUCGCCGAUAGGUCCUUUCUGUCCUCACGAAGGGCCAUGCAUUGAGGAAGUCCGCAAAAGUGCUAUCAAAUUUUUGGGCCUAGGGUAUGUUUUUGGAUUUCUAAAAACAUCUGUGCCACGCCUGGGGCUAAUCGUAAAGAAACCGAGAUUAAUCAUAAGUUACCUCCUCAACAAGAAGACGAUAUCUUACGGUUUGUUUGCAGGACUGUACGUUGCUUUAUACAAGGGGUUAAGCUGUUUCUUGUGCCAAAAUCAAAAAGCGGACUCUGCUAUACUUGCUCUGCCUUGCGGCACAGUCGCUGGAUUAGCGUUUUGUGUACUGCCUGCCCCCUCUAUUUUAGCAGCUGUCUUGGCUAAUUUGAUAUUUAUGUACGGGAAAAAUUCAUCAUUUGCACGGUCCAAACUCCCGAUGUCCCAACUCAGCUUCGCACUAGUCAACGCGAUUUUGUUUCAUAACUAUGCAUUCUACAACAAUCUAUCGCCAGCAUUCUUCACCAACAUGCUAAACGUCGCCACGAAUGACAGGUGUCAUCAAAUUUAUCAGAACCUUGUAAAUUUGGUAGCCCAGUUACCCAAACACACGCACCCGGUUCUGCCCACCAUUUAAAGUGGUCACAUUAGAAGUGGUUAAGAUCUCGUACAAUCAAGAGCAAAUAUGUUAUGGUUGAAUGUAUGCAAAAAUCAUUCAAUUUAUUUGAAUUUUUACCCUGCAACACAUCAAAAGAAAAGCUGUUUCUUUGAGGAGAAAAUAUGUUUCCAAGAGGAAUACAUGGGAAUAAGUCAGCUUGUGCACACCAUCAUAUAUUAUUCUCAUUUGACGAUGAGAUGAUUCGUAGAAUUUUACGGAUGAAAUGAAAGAUUCAAUCGAUAAAAUAAAAUGUUUUGCGAAAUACUGAAGUCUCUUAGAGAAGUCUGAAGUCUCUCUCUCUUCAAGAGGAAAUGAAGGUAUAUGCAUUUAUUUUGUUGGGUGAAAAAUGCUGACGUCCCCUUCCUCUUCGACGUCAUUUAAGAACCAACAGUAUUUUAUUACAAAGAACGAUUUGAACCAAUUACAACUUAAAAUUGUAAAGUAUAAACAUUACCUUGCAGUAAAAUCAUUUUUAAGCCUCUGGAUCAUAUUUUUCUAUGGCCGUAUUUUCUAAUAUUAGGAUAUUAAUUCACAUUACCUGGAUGGUAAUUGAAGUUUAUGUGAUUAAUUCUGAGAUGAAGCGAAGAAUGAAUGAUACCUUUUAAUUUUUAUAACUGUCACAUGAGGCACAAUGUAAAAUUAUUUUAAGAAAAUAAACCUACAAUUUUAAGAUAUUAGAGAUUUUGUAGGUUCACCUGACAGCAUUAAUUUUGUUUAGUUUAUUUUACAACAAUGUGAUCACUAAGCAGAAUAAGUCUUCCAUGUAGGUAUGCUUUUAUGUAAUAAGUUUCUGUAUACUUAAAGCGACGUCAUAACAUGUGGUGACUGAUUUCACUAAAAAACAGGCAGUUUUCGAACCGGAAAUAACCUAAGCUUACCAAAGGUUAUCAGUUUUUCAGGAUUAUAUUUUAGUUCAUCAUCAUUUAGUCACAUUUAGUCAAUCAUGUUUCAUGACAGUCUACUUUAAUUUUUUGUCAUUGUAAAUACAGCAUUUAUUAAAUAUGUACAAAGUGGAGUAAGGCCGUCAACACCCUCAUCCGAAAUAUUGGAGGACCCCUGAUUUUCACAUGAUUCUGCUAUAAUAGCUAUUGUAUUUUUUAAUUUUUAAAUAUUUGAGACCUAAGUGCGUAUAAAUUUGAUCGUUUUCACUCCUC
This is a messenger RNA of Bemisia tabaci, 3184 nucleotides long. RefSeq names its product transmembrane protein 135. The record is from RefSeq and is a predicted model, not a curated record. NCBI's taxonomy places the organism in Eukaryota, Metazoa, Arthropoda, Insecta, Hemiptera, Aleyrodidae.